AGUGACUUCCUUCUGCAAGACUAGCAAUCUGAACAUAUCCAUGCGCAAGAUCUGAUUAUUGAACAAGGCUUAAAAGCAAACCAAAUAUAUUUGUUUUUUAAUAACCACUUUUAGGCUAAAAAGACUACAGGUUUUGACAUAAAUAUCAUUCCAUGAAAAUUCACGCCUGACUUUUGUUUAAUAAAUUUUAUUUUUGCUGAAAUCUUUGUUUGUCUUCUUUGGGUCUGUGAUUAUUGUUGGUUGGGAGAGACAGUAAGUGGGUUGGUUUGAUUGGAGGAGGGACUCUUCUUGUGGUUGAAUUUUCUAUAUUUUUUUUGGUUAUCUCCGGCGAUGCCUACGCCGGUUAACACGGCGAGAGAAUGCUUAACGGAGGAAGCAGCUCGCGCCCUCGACGACGCAGUGGCCAUCGCUCGUCGUCGGAGCCACGCGCAGACGACGUCUCUCCACGCCGUCUCAGCUCUCCUCGCGAUGCCGUCCUCCCUCCUCCGCGAGGUCUGCGUCUCACGCGCCGCCCGGAGCACUCCCUACUCGUCGCGUCUCCAGUUCCGAGCACUUGAGCUCUGCGUCGGCGUCUCUCUCGACAGGCUCCCGUCGUCGUCGUCCAAGUCCUCGUCGGGAGAAGAAGAUCCCCCGGCGGUGUCGAAUUCCCUCAUGGCGGCGAUCAAGCGGUCUCAGGCGAACCAGCGGCGGCACCCGGAGGCGUACCACCUCCACCAGAUGCACGGAGUGUGCCAGACGGCGACGGUUCUGAAGGUGGAGCUCAAGUACUUCGUGCUGUCGAUUCUCGACGACCCGAUCGUGAACCGGGUCUUCUGCGACGCCGGGUUUCGGAGCUCCGAUAUCAAGCUCGACGUGCUUCACCCUCCGGUGACGACUACGCGCUUCUCUCGCUGUCCGCCUCUCUUCCUCUGUAACCUCCCGAGCUCGGAUCCGAACCGUGAGUUCCCGUUUGGUGGGAGCAGCAGCAGCGACGAGAACUCCAGGAGGAUCGGACAAGUGCUGUGUCGGAAAGAGAGGAGGAGGAACCCUGUCCUUGUCGGAAACUGCGCUGACGAAGCUCUUAGAAACUUCACCGAUGCGAUCAACAGUGGGGGGAAGAAUCUAGGGUUGUUUCUUCCUCCGGAGAUCAAAGGGUUGAGCGUAAUCAACAUAGAGAGAGAGAUUAGCGAAGUUGGAUCGAGAGCCAACGAGGAGACUCUCGCGAAGCUUGAUGAGUUAGUAAACGACUCGGAAUCUAACGAGGUGAUGCUUAAUCUAGGUGAGCUUAAGGUGUUCUUGAACAGUGAAACUUCUUCUUCUGGUGGUGGUGAUGAUGCUUUGGCGAAGUUGGUAUUGAAGCUCUCGGAUUUGCUGAAACGUCAAAGCAAGAAGAAACUGUGGUUCAUCGGAUGCGCAUCGAGCAACGAGACUUACACGAAGCUUCUUGAUCGGUUCCCUAAGAUCGAUGAGGAUUGGGACCUUCAUGUUCUUCCCAUCACAUCCUCAAGACUUCCUAAAUCAAGUUUGAUGGGAUCCUUUGUUCCGUUUGGAGGUUUUUUUUCGUCUACAUCAGAUUACAGAGUACCGUUGAGUGGUGGUGGCCCAGUGAAUCAUCAGACGCUGCCUAGAUGUCACCUUUGCAACGAGAAGUGUUUGCAAGAAGUGGCUGCCGUUGUCAAGGCCGGUUCGAGUGUCUCUGUGGCUGAUCAAUGUUCCGAGAAGUUACCUUCUUGGUUAAGAGCUGCUGAGACCGAGUUAGACAAGGGACCAACGAGCAGCGCUAAGGCUGUAGUAGAUAGCACAAACACAAUAGCCUCUCAAACCACAGCUCUGCAGAAGAAAUGGGACAGCAUAUGCCAAAGCAUCCAUCAAACUCCAUCGUUUCCUAAGCUAGGUUUUCAGACCGUGAGUCCACCACCACAGUUACCAGUUCAGACCGAGAAGAGCGUGGGAAGACCAGAUCCAAAACAUAAGGAGGAUCUCACGAUAUCGUCGGUAACUUUAAGUUCUCCUGUGAGCUCUGUUACUACAGAUUUAGGAUUGGGAGUAACCUAUGCAUCAAAAAGGCAAGAAACAUAUACACCAAGAGAGACUCUAAACUCUUCUUCACAACAUAAACAUCAUAAUGACUUCAAGUCUCUCAGAGAAUCGCUCUCUGUUAAAGUCCCCUGGCAGACCGAAGCUGUGAACGCCAUCAGCCGAAUCAUCUGCGAAAGAAGAAACCGCACCAACGGAAUAUGGCUGGCUCUUCUCGGACCUGAUAGAGUUGGGAAGAAGAGAGCAGCGUUGGCUCUUUCCGAAAUCUUGUUUAGAGACCAGGCUAACUGCAUCAGUGUGGAUUUUGGAGGGGAGCAUUGUUAUGUCGACGACAGAUUUAGAGGCAAGACGGUAGUUGAUUACAUAACGGGGGAAGUAUCGAGGAGACCACACUCUGUUGUGUUACUAGAAAACGUGGAGAAAGCUGAGUUCCCUGAUCAGGUGAGAUUGUCUGAAGGUGUGAGUACAGGGAAGCUGCGUGACUCGCACGGAAGAGUGAUUAGUAUGAAAAACGUAAUCGUCCUUGCAACUUCUUCUGCGAUCGUUAAGGAGAAAGUUGAGCCUGUGAAGUUUACGGAGGAAAGAGUUCUCAGCGCUAGAAGCUGGAGGCUACAGAUUAAGUUGGCUGAUGCUGCUAGAGCUGGGGUGAAUAAAAGAAAACACGAGGGAGAAGAAACAGAGCUGCGUGCAGAGAAGGUGCAACGUUCGUAUCUUGAUCUGAACCUUCCUGUGGAUGAGACAGAGACAGAGGAAGCAAAAGCUUGGUUCGACGGUUUCAUCGAGCAACUAGACGAGAAGGUGACGUUCAAACAGGUUGAUUUCGAUGGGUUAGCCAAAAGCAUUCGAGAGAAGAUCGUUUCACAUUUCGAGCUGUGUUUUGGAGCGGAAACGCAACUAGAGAUUGAUAACGAAGUGAUGGUUCAGAUUCUUGCGGCUUCUUGGUCAUCAUCAAGGGAGGAGGAAGAGAGGAACGUUGUUGAUCAGUGGAUAAGAACCGUUCUUGCUCGUAGCUUUGCUGAAGCGAGGCGAAAGUACGGUUCGAAUCCAAGAGUAGCUGUGAAACUGGUUGCUUCUAGAGAUUUAUUAGCUGCUGGAGUAGAGUUGCCAGAGAAGGUGGAUGUAAUGUGAGGUGGUAAGAAUUGAUUUGUCAUCAGAGAGGCUUUGGUUUUGAAUUUUGGUGCUUGUAAAUUAAAACAAAAAAAAGUAUAAUAGAGUUACUACUAGUAGUAACUAGAGGUUUAUAAGUCUGUGUUAGGGGUUACCAAUUUGCCACAAAACUUUUCUUUUGGCAUUUUGAGUUUUAUUAGAAAAAAAAAAAUAAUAAUUUCUCCUCCA
Molecule: messenger RNA, 3351 nt
Organism: Raphanus sativus (radish)
Lineage: Eukaryota; Viridiplantae; Streptophyta; Magnoliopsida; Brassicales; Brassicaceae
Product: protein SMAX1-LIKE 6-like
Exons: 3
Coding region: 331-3144 (937 amino acids)
Molecular function (GO): ATP binding; ATP hydrolysis activity
Source: RefSeq, a predicted model, not a curated record